AUGGGACAUACACCUGUCAGCUACUUUGGAACAACACGGUUGUCCAAUCUGUGGAACUCUGCAAAAGUGCCGACCUUUAAUAUAAAUAGCUUUGACAGCAAGGCAGUCAACGUUGAUGAGAAAUCUCAUGUGGAGAUGAGAUGUUAUUUUGAUGGAAAGCCCAAUCCGAGCAGUCGACUGAUAAAUGCAGCAGAACCUUCUAAGUUUCUCAAUCACAGUGAGCCUGCAGAUGACGAUGUUGGCGAGGAAAGGUCAGGGGAGGUCAGCCUCAGUAUACAUCAAGUACAGUGUCAGGCGUCAGGAGUGUACAGGUGUGAGGUCAACAACAGCAUCGGACAGGAUAGUCAGAGUCGUACACUACUGGUGUCCUGUGCCCCCAGGAGAACCAAUAUCGAUGGGAAUCCUCCAUCUGUCAAUGUAACAAAUGGUUUGGGAGUGCUAACAGUUAACAUGAUGGCUUACCCUACACCACAGAUUAAGUCAUCAACCUAUCUUGGCACAAACGACAGUUCUGGUGGACACCAAGUGAAAGAAAACAGUGUUUAUGCUGCCUGUUCCACUACUUUGCUUGCACCAGCUUUAGUCACCUGUAAUGUCAUAGUCAUCAACAUAACACAUAAUGACGAGGGCUUCUACAGAAUCGUAUUCAGCAACAGUUUAGGAGACCUGCCUUUCACAUUCAUUGUCAAAGUGUCAGAGAAUGACCAGCAGGCCUGGGCGACCACAAAGACAGACGAGAAAAUCGCUGGAAUCGUCGUGUUGGCCGUGAUGUUGUCCGUUGUCGUUGUGUUGAUUCUUGUGACCGUCAUCUGGAUAGAGCUAAUCAAAGAAACACGCAGCAAAACCAAAGAAGCGGCGUUAUAUCAGAACAAUCCUUGA
Pomacea canaliculata is the source of this 879-nucleotide messenger RNA. RefSeq lists its product as uncharacterized. The transcript has 6 exons. Lineage: Eukaryota; Metazoa; Mollusca; Gastropoda; Architaenioglossa; Ampullariidae. The coding region runs from base 1 to 879 and encodes 292 amino acids. The record is from RefSeq and is a predicted model, not a curated record.